Messenger RNA from Aureobasidium musti, 1509 nucleotides. The record is from the annotation of a GenBank genome assembly. NCBI's taxonomy places the organism in Eukaryota, Fungi, Ascomycota, Dothideomycetes, Dothideales, Saccotheciaceae.
AUGUCGACACUAUACAAUCUCGAACCUCCGCCAACGGCCAAGGUCCUACUCAACACAACCGCUGGUGAUCUCGUCGUCGAAAUCUUCGCCAAACAAGUCCCUCUUGCAUCUCGCAACUUCCUUCAACACUGUCUGAACGGCUAUUACGAUGGCACAAUCUUCCACCGUCUGGUCCCAGGCUUCAUCAUUCAGGGCGGUGACCCUACUGGAACUGGCUCUGGUGGUCUGAGUGCUGUCAAUGAUGGCGCUCCUUUCGCCGACGAGUUCCAUUCGCGACUCAAGUUCAACCGCCGUGGUCUGCUGGGCAUGGCAAACUCUGGUGACAAGAAUGACAACACUUCGCAAUUCUUCUUCACUCUGGACAAGACCCCUGAGCUGCAGGACAAGAACACCAUGUUUGGCCGUAUCGAGGGAGAUACCAUUUACAACUUGAUGAAGAUGGCCGAGGCCGACCUGGCUGAAGACGGCUCAGACAGACCGCUAUACCCUACAAGAAUCGUGUCUACGGAAGUCCUCCUCAAUCCUUUCAGUGACAUGGUCAAGCAAGCCUCGAUCGCCAUCUCUACAGCACAGGAAACAAAGGCUCCCAAGAAGAAACGCAAGGCUACAAAGACAUUAUUGAGUUUUGGAGGUGAAGAUGGAGAAGAACCUGCUGUACCAGUCGUCAAGAAAGUAAAGGUCAAUCCAAACUUCACCGCUGCCGAACCACAACAGCCAGAAGUCCAGAACAACUCUGCCUUGCCAAAGGCUCCUCCGCAGCCAAAGCAAGAGAAGCCCGCCCGUAAACCAUCUCCUGCCAGAUCACUCUCGCCUCCUCCACCAGUACCAGCGACAAGUCACGCACCUGCUCCCUCGAAGAAACCCGUGCCCGCACAAUCUCCUUCACCAUCACCUACACCCUCUCCCGAACGCCGCAAACCCACCGCCCUCGAACGCACCAACGCCGAAAUCGCACAACUCAAAGCCUCGAUGAAACGAACGACAACAACAACCUCAGCCCCCGAAAAGAAGCUUUCCGCUCUCGAAUCCAUGAUCCCGGCCUCAGCAACACGCGGCCGCAAACGAGGAAAAGCANAAGAAGACGCUUCCUCGCUUUCAACCUUCAACGCCUUCAAGAAGCGACUCGAAAAACUUCCCGCCGAGAAAGUCUCCACCACUACAACAUCUACAACAACAAUACCAGACAGCAAACAACCAACAGAAUCAGCAAUGGACACGGAAGAAAAACUAUGCGAUCUACACUUUAUCGCCAAUUGCCAGAGUUGCAGUACUUGGCAUGACGAGGAUGAAAAUGCCGAAGAAGAGGACGACAACGAUACUACUUGGAUGUCUCACGCCUUGAGUUUUGCAAAAGAUACGUUGGGCAAGGAUCUAGAAUGGAAAAGAAAAAUGGAAGAGUUUGAAGUUAUUGAUCCGAGAGAGAAGACGAGAGAGAUUGUGGGAGACAAGGGGAAGAAAGGGAAAGAGUGGGAUAGAGAAAGGGAGAGGAAGGGUAAGGGAAGGGCUUGA